Messenger RNA from Procambarus clarkii (red swamp crayfish), 744 nucleotides. The record is from RefSeq and is a predicted model, not a curated record. Lineage: Eukaryota; Metazoa; Arthropoda; Malacostraca; Decapoda; Cambaridae.
AUGCCGCCUCACAACAUGGAGCCUCACAACAUGCGGCCGCACAACAUGGAGCCUCACAACAUGCGGCCUCACAACAUGGAGCCUCACAACAUGCGGCCUCACAACAUGGAGCCUCACAACAUGCGGCCUCACAACAUGGAGCCUCACAACAUGCGGCCUCACAACAUGCGGCCUCACAACAUGGAGCCUCACAUCAUGCGGCCUCACAACAUGGAGCCUCACAACAUGCGGCCUCACAACAUGCGGCCUCACAACAUGCCGCCUCACAACAUGGAGCCUCACAACAUGCAGCCUCACAACAUGGAGCCUCACAACAUGGAGCCUCACAACAUGCAGCCUCACAACAUGGAGCCUCACAACAUGGAGCCUCACAACAUGCAGCCUCACAACAUGGAGCCUCACAACAUGGAGCCUCACAACAUGCAGCCUCACAACAUGGAGCCUCACAACAUGGAGCCUCACAACAUGCAGCCUCACAACAUGGAGCCUCACAACAUGGAGCCUCACAACAUGCAGCCUCACAACAUGGAGCCUCACAACAUGCGGCCUCACAACAUGGAGCCUCACAACAUGCCGCCUCACAACAUGGAGCCUCACAACAUGGAGCCUCACAACAUGGAGCCUCACAACAUGGAGCCUCACAACAUGGAGCCUCACAACAUGCCGCCUCACAACAUGCAGAUUAUAACACAGAGUAACCAUUAUUCAAGACAAUUAUAUCACAAAGUAAUUAUACCAAAAUAA